UGCAUUAAGAGGAGAUGAAAAAGUGGCCUUUAGGACCCGGUGAUUAUUUGCGGAAGUUCACAUAUAUUCUGCGACGUGACGUCAGCUGCUGCAAGCAAACAUGGAGGACGGCGGAGUGCUGGUCGAGAAACCUCAGGAUGAUGUGCCGGCCCUGCUGAAUUCAAGGCCCCAGACCGGCUUGUCUUUCUUGGCUCCUGAACCAGAAGAUCUGGAGGACCUUUACAGUAGAUAUAAGAAGUUGCAGCAGGAACUGGAGUUUCUGGAGGUGCAGGAGGAGUACAUCAAAGAUGAACAGAAGAAUCUGAAAAAGGAGUUCCUUCAUGCCCAAGAGGAGGUGAAGAGGAUACAGAGUAUCCCUCUGGUUAUUGGGCAGUUCCUGGAAGCAGUCGACCAGAAUACUGCUAUUGUGGGCUCAACCACAGGCUCCAAUUACUAUGUUCGGAUUUUGAGCACAAUUGACAGAGAGCUGCUGAAGCCCAAUGCCUCUGUUGCUCUGCACAAGCACAGCAAUGCUCUGGUGGAUGUUCUGCCUCCAGAAGCUGACAGCAGCAUCAUGAUGCUCACUUCAGAUCAGAAGCCAGAUGUGAUAUACUCAGACAUCGGAGGAAUGGACAUCCAGAAACAGGAAGUGAGGGAGGCUGUGGAGCUCCCCCUCACACAUUUUGAGCUCUAUAAACAGAUUGGUAUUGACCCACCCAGAGGAGUGCUCAUGUAUGGCCCACCUGGCUGUGGAAAGACUAUGUUGGCAAAAGCUGUGGCUCACCAUACCACAGCGGCCUUUAUUCGUGUGGUGGGAUCUGAGUUUGUGCAGAAGUAUCUCGGAGAGGGUCCACGCAUGGUGCGAGAUGUCUUUCGACUGGCCAAAGAGAAUGCCCCGGCCAUUAUCUUUAUCGAUGAGAUUGAUGCGAUUGCUACCAAGCGUUUUGAUGCACAGACUGGAGCUGAUAGAGAAGUGCAAAGAAUCCUGCUUGAGCUGCUCAAUCAAAUGGAUGGGUUCGACCAGAAUGUGAACGUGAAGGUUAUCAUGGCCACCAACAGGGCUGACACACUGGAUCCAGCUCUGCUGCGCCCAGGUAGACUGGACCGUAAGAUUGAGUUUCCUCUUCCUGACCGGCGACAGAAACGCCUGGUGUUCACCACCAUCACCAGCAAGAUGAACCUCUCAGAGGAGGUUGACCUGGAGGACUAUGUUGCCAGGCCUGACAAGAUCUCUGGUGCAGAUAUCAACUCCAUUUGCCAGGAGGCUGGUAUGCUGGCUGUGCGUGAAAACCGUUACAUUGUGCUGGCUAAGGACUUUGAGAAGGCUUACAAGACUGUUAUCAAGAAAGAUGAGCAGGAACACGAGUUCUACAAGUAGAAUACGCCUCUACUAGAUAUCGACAUUAGAUUUUACCCUGUUUGUUUCAGCCUGUAUUUGUACGUACAGUGUAAUAUUGAGGACAUAAAACUUGAACCUUGAUUUUAAAUCUUCAGGGUUUACACUGCUUGUACUGGGACUUUGAUUUCACAGGAUUGUUUCAGAUUGACAUUAUAUAAAAUAUGGAUGGAAAAACAAACACGUACAUCUGGUGAGCAUUUUAUGUAUUCUGUUUAAUAACUCCUCAAAGAACCAUUAAAAUGUUUUCCAUAACUCUAAAUAAAGAUUUUUUGAUAACAAC
This is a messenger RNA of Onychostoma macrolepis, 1658 nucleotides long. RefSeq names its product proteasome 26S subunit, ATPase 4 (gene psmc4). Gene Ontology annotation, biological process: proteasome-mediated ubiquitin-dependent protein catabolic process. The record is from RefSeq and is a predicted model, not a curated record. NCBI's taxonomy places the organism in Eukaryota, Metazoa, Chordata, Actinopteri, Cypriniformes, Cyprinidae. Gene Ontology annotation, cellular component: proteasome regulatory particle, base subcomplex. Bases 101 to 1357 code for a protein of 418 amino acids. The transcript has 11 exons. Gene Ontology annotation, molecular function: ATP binding; ATP hydrolysis activity; proteasome-activating activity.